UCUGCACAGGCCCUGAGGUAGCUUUCUUGCUGAGGGGGGGAGCCCGUAAAGGGAGACAGACAGAAUCAUGUCUUAAUCUGAUGGCACGUCCCUUAAUUUUAUUCUUUUCUAGCUAAACUAACCAUUAAGGAAGAAAGAAGUGUGAAGGACAGAAAAACAAGAUGUUGGUGCUGUCUAAUGACACAGCCCUGAACUCACUUCUCUCCAAGCUGCUUCAAGACUACCUGGAGCAGACAAAUAGCUCUGCACCUUCCCAGGCUGUAAGUGCCAGCAGCAACCUGGAAAUCAUCUACAUGCUGCUGAUAAUUGGCCUCUUUGGCUUCUUCACAGUGGGAGUCAUGCUGACCAACAUCCGUGCCAGGAGGCUGGAGAACUCCCACGACCCCUACAACACCUACAUUGCCACAGACAUUUGGCACAAGAAGGACAGGGAGUAUUUUCAAGCCAAGCUCAUAGAAAAUUACAAGCUGUGCUGUGUCUUUGAAAACCAGCUGGCCGUGGAGCAGCCAAGCAUACAGAUUCCUGAGGCAAAGUCUUCCUAGGAAAACAGAAGAAAGGAUUGUAUUCUGCACAGGGACAUCCCAAACGAUACCAGGCACAAAUAAGGCUCACUGCUUGCCCAUCUGCAGAGCCACAGGCACUGGUCUCAGCCAGGUUGAAUGACCAUGGACUGAUGGUGAAGCUGGUGGAUCUGUGAUGGCCCUGGUGCUGCAGAGGUGCCCAGCCACCAGAACCUUUAUUGCAAUCAGUGUAAGGUUGAGGAGGGGACACACACAUAGGGAAUAUCAUGGACUCAUCAGCUUCACCUAAUGAAAAAAGCAAAUGCUGGGGUUGCCAGUGUGAGCACUUGCAGUAGUCCAUGUAAUUAAAACCAAAUUGGAUCAAAUGCAAGCUAGAGGCCUUAACUGCUAAGUUUGGUUUAGGCAAUACUUUUCAAGUAAGACCUGAAGUAGCUGAAAUAUUUGAUAUG
Neopsephotus bourkii (Bourke's parrot) is the source of this 970-nucleotide messenger RNA. It is a transcript of the gene KCNE1, whose product is annotated as potassium voltage-gated channel subfamily E regulatory subunit 1. Gene Ontology annotation, molecular function: transmembrane transporter binding; potassium channel regulator activity; voltage-gated potassium channel activity involved in ventricular cardiac muscle cell action potential repolarization. Gene Ontology annotation, biological process: regulation of ventricular cardiac muscle cell membrane repolarization; ventricular cardiac muscle cell action potential; membrane repolarization during action potential. Lineage: Eukaryota; Metazoa; Chordata; Aves; Psittaciformes; Psittacidae. Gene Ontology annotation, cellular component: membrane. Bases 162 to 542 code for a protein of 126 amino acids. The transcript has a single exon. The record is from RefSeq and is a predicted model, not a curated record.